CCAAUGUGUAAUGUACUCAGGUAGAUGGCUUUUUUUUUUGGAGGUGGCGAGAAAGACAUGGCCAGACCAGGGACAGUCAUGAGUGGUACCGACUUGACUUUUUCUAGUCUGACAAGCAUCACAGUCAGCCGAGAUGAGGUUCAGGACGGCCCUGGCCGCGAGAACUCCUGGGGCAAGGCCAGUGAUCCGGGAAGGGAGAGGCUCAAAUCAGCGAGGAGUGGUUUGGAGAAGGGCGGUGUCUGUCUGCAAGCCACUGAUCUGGCAGGGCGAUCAUCCAUCGACGUGCUACCUCUGACACUAGAACACAAAGGUCACGUCUUCAUGCACAAGUAUGCAUGGCCCUAUGUGCAAGAAGUUGCAAAAUAUGUCGCUGUUAUGUGGAAACUCAAGUGUAAGGUGCAACAGGUUGAGAACGUUGAACUCGCGGAGAGCGUUCCCAAAAAGGCUUGGCGCAACGGGUUUCCGUCAUGGUGA
Molecule: messenger RNA, 474 nt
Organism: Aureobasidium pullulans EXF-150
Lineage: Eukaryota; Fungi; Ascomycota; Dothideomycetes; Dothideales; Saccotheciaceae
Exons: 1
Coding region: 25-474 (149 amino acids)
Source: RefSeq, a predicted model, not a curated record